CAAAGCUGUCAAAUAUUUUAUGAACGAACAACAACAAAAACUGUGAGAGAAAAUUUAGGAGUUUCAGAAAAUGUUUCCAAUUUAUUGAAAAAAAUAGUCGUUUUGCAUUGAACAGUGUUUCUAUUUAUCCAUAAAAUAAUCUACUGUACAGCUGAUUUUUGAAAAAAAAAAAUUCGAUUCCUUUCCAGCCACUACCCAAUUGGACCUAUCGGUUUGUGUUGAUUUGGACAUGAACGAUCGAUUGCUAAAAGUGGGCCAACGGAUCGAAGUAUCCGGUAAGGAUGUCCGGGGCUCGAUUGCGUACGUCGGGAUGACCUCGUUUGCGGUGGGCAAAUGGGUUGGUGUCAUUCUGGACGAACCCAAGGGAAAGAAUAACGGAUCGAUCAAAGGACAGACGUAUUUUUCGUGCGAGGAGAACUAUGGAAUGUUUGUUCGCCCCACUCAGUUGUUAUUCCUUGACGAUGCAGGUAAUGCAAUUGAGGCAGGAGAUAUUCAAACCCCGGAAGAGAAGCCACGAUCUCGGUUGAGCAGUUCCAAGCGUGCUCCUUCCAGUAACAGAUCAAACGCUGGAUCGGUUCGUUCGCUGGCAUCGAUGCCAGGCUCUACUCCUACCUUUCAAGCGAAACCAACAGCCGUACGCCGAAAAUCACCGGUCAAGCAGCCCCAGUCGAAGCGCGCCUCGAUGUCUAUGACACUCUCGACGUCCAGCUCCCGUGCGUCGUUGAAUCGCAGCACCAGUUCGCUGGGAUCCAAAACCCAACUGACCUCCCCGGGGAAUGAUCGUCCGUCUGGCAUGUCCUCGAUCCCCACCCCGGUUUCAUCCAUUCCUACCAUGAUCAAAGCCGGCGAUCGGUACGAAUCGUUGCACAAGUCGCACAUCAGCCCACCGGAGUCACUGCAAACCUCGAAGCGGGCUUCCUUCGUGGAAACCGGAUUCGUUGAAACUCUUAAGCCUCAAUUCACCCCUGGACAAUCGUUGACUUCUCCUUCUCCGGCUCCCUCUACUGAGGAUCGCAUCCACCUACUGCAGAUGCAGCAGGAGAUUGAGGAUUUGAAAACGCAAAACAAAGACCUCAUUGAAAAACUUGAAACGCUGAAAGUUCGUCGUGCGGAAGAUAAGGAACGUCUUCGUGAGUUCGAUAAGAUGAAAACUCAGUACGACCAGCUGGUGGAAUUCAAGAGCAAAAUCAUGGAUGCGCAUUCGCAACUACAACGUGACUAUCAGAGAGCCAAGCAAGAAGCUAAGGAUGCGAUCGAAGCUCGCGACUUGCAUAUUGAAGAAAUGGCCGAAUUGUCCGAGAAUGUUGAGAUGAUUACACUAGAUAAGGAAAUGGCCGAGGAAAAGGCCGAUACCUUAGCCCUAGAGUUAGAGACUGCUAAAGAAAGGAUUGAAGAACUAACAUUGGAUUUGGAAAUUCUUAAAACCGAAAUGCAAGAAAAAAUGGCAGGCGGUGAAGUGGUGGCCGAUGGCACAGGCUCUGGCGUUUCAACCUACGAAUUCAAACAACUUGAACAGCAGAAUGUGAGACUACGGGAAACGUUGGUACGUCUUCGAGAUCUCUCAGCACACGAAAAGCACGAAAUUCAAAAACUGGAAAAGGAGCUAGAUACUAAGAAGUCCGAGGUCGCCGAACUACAGCGCACGAAAGAAAAAUUGUCUUCGAAAAUUGACGAAUUGGAAGCACAGCUCAGUGAUCUACAGGAACAGGUUGACGCAGCUUUGGGUGCAGAGGAGAUGGUAGAACAACUGGCGGAGAAAAAGAUGGAAUUGGAAGAUAAAGUCAAGGCAUUGGAAGAAGAGGUAGCCGAACUAGAAGCACUGGAAGAAGUUCACGAACAGUUGGUCGAGAGCAAUCACGAACUGGAGAUGGAUAUGCGGGAGGAACUCGAUAUGGCUCAUGCAGCGAAGCGAGAAGCAGUUCGAGAGAAGGACGCCGCUUUAGAGACAAUCGUCGAUCGCGAUCAAACCAUUUUGAAGUUCAGGGAACUUGUUCAGAGAUUGAACGACCAAUGUUUAGAGCUUAGAGAUAAAAUGCACCAAGAAUCAAGUAAGGUCGUUAAAGAUACUCUUUCGGAAACGAUAGACUUCAAACAGAUGUUCGCCGAAUCGAAAGCCUUUACUAGAGCUAUCGAUUUACAGUUGCGCCAGAUCGAGUUGACGCAAGCGAAUGAACACGUCAAGUACUUAACCGCGUUCAUGCCUGAAAUAUUUAUGGCCCGUGGCGGUGACCACGAUGCAAUAUUGGUAAUUCUCCUGGUUUCUCGAAUUGUUUUUAAAUCGGGUAUCAUCGUCAGCCAAGCUAGGGAACGGUUUUCAUCCGUACCGCAAAUCGACCGUAAUGCAAUCGUCAGCGGACAUGAAGUCUAUCAGUUCCGCUUCCGCUCAAGGUUGUUACACCAUGUGCACAACUUGCAAACCAUUAUGCAUCAGUUCCUGUAUGGCCUCACUGCAUGUUCAGCCGACACGUUGCUGAAGAUUGGUUCAUCUUUGCCGGAGAUGCAGGCGCAGGAAAAAAUGGUCGAUGAAAUUGUGGAACUGCUGAAGGUUAAUCAGCUGGAUGAGAACUCUUCCACUGAUAAUCUUGAGAAGUGCGUCACCUUCUUUAAUGCCAUGUAUUUGGUGCUGCUGUCCGGUGAAGAUCUGCUUAACGAAACCCAAAUUGUACGUGAUUGCACUGCUGCCAUUUCGGCGGCCUGUGAUUCAAUAUCGACCGAUGCUGUUGUGAUGAAAACACUGAUUCAGAGCGGAGAUGAGACCAGCGAUUCGGGUCUUUUAAUGCAGUACAUCACCCAGAAUAUUGAUUCAGUAAAACAACAACUUAAGCUUACUAAACGACGUCUGCCUCAAGACGUCAGUAUCACCAAAUGCAAUCUUUCAAUGAACACGCUUCAAAAUUUGAAAAAGACAGCCGAGGCUCUCAACAAGUUAAUGAGCGUCAUGUUCUACAGCGCCAAACAAGUUGUUCAAAUGGUAACUGCUGAUCCGGAAUCGGAAGUAUCCGUAUCGCAUGAUAAGCUUUGGGAAAUGAUAUCCAAUGCCUGCGAGAAAGUUUACGAGCAGGAUGAUUUGGGUCCAUCACAGAACAUUCGAACAGUGCUGAGUAAGACCAGUACCGAUAUGAGUCAGUUGGCACAAUAUCUGCUCGACCACGAGUACGAAAUCAUGUCCGGAACAAACACCAAACCAGAGGAGAAGCCCGUAGCGCCCAUCAUCCUACGCGCUCAAGCCGUCAAGAAACAAUUGGAAGAAACUAAAACACUUACAGCAACCCUGGAAAAUCGUGAAGCCGAAAUAAGGCAACUCAAGUUAGCGGCCAAACUGAAGCAGAACGAGCUGUCUGAGAUGCAGAUUCGCAAGGACUUGGCCGAGAAGAAACUCUCAGUUUUACAGCAAGAUCACGAAACCAACACUGCCAGACUUCAGAAACAAUACGACGAAGUCUGUCAGCGGCUCAAACAGAAAGAGAAGGAAUUCGAAGAAACCAUGGAUCAUUUGCAAAACGAUAUCGAUUCAUUGGAGAGUGAGAAGAGCAGUCUCCGUGACAAACUUAAGACCUACAGUUCUAAGAAGGGAGAUCUUAAAACCACAACUGCCCUUGACAUCUCCGCCAGUUCACCAUAUAUCGCCCAAGAGCUAUCGUUGCUUAAAAAGGCCUUCAAGGACGAACGCACCGAACGGCUAAAAGUCCAGGCCAAUGAGUACAAGAAAAUACUCGCCAACUUGGAACCGUUGCACGUUCCUCAACCUAAGGACGAACGCAUCGAGAAGCUAGAGAAGGAAAUCACCAAGGUUAAACACGAUUGGAUUAUGUCACUCGUUCGGGGUGCAGAGAUGCCCGUUACGAGAACUUCACAAGGCAGCGUCUCCAAGGCAAUCAUCGACCACGAAAACCAGCAGAAGCGCAACCAGCAGCAGAUCAAAACAAAGGCCGAACAGUUAGCGUGCGAGAUCAUGGACGAGUAUCUCAGCAGGAAGCCCCACCGUGCGGCUCGGGGAGACUUUGCAAUGUUUCCGUCGACCGAACUGGCCGCGGCCUUCAAGACGAACGUCAAAGUGUAGAGCGUGGGAUGAAAAUGUAAGUCCUGUUUAUUUUGAAUAAUUUAAUAUUAUAAUGGAUAUUUGGUUUAGAACCCUAUUUGAAACAAUCCCCACGGAUUGGCGAAAUCUAAAUCAGGUGCAAACAAAAUUAAAAAUAAUUCCAUAUUUACGGUUUACGACUAAGAUUCCAGUUUUUUUUUGUGUUAUUUAUUACGUCAGUAAAUCAAAAUUAGGUUAUAUAUAAAAUUGAAGUCUCCAACAUAUUUAUUUUGUUACUAUAUCUGUUUCAUCCGUUCUUCUUUGCUAUGCGUGCUAACUGUUCUAAAAGUAUAAAACAAAAGUAAGUAAACCAACAGAUUGAAAAUUUAAUGAUAAGACUGGAAUGAAUAUUUUUUUAGUCUUUCGUCUCCUUCAGCUUAUCAUCAAAACAAUUUUUUUGAACAGAAUUUUUUUUAACGUUAAAAUAUUCAAACCUCAUAACUUACGAAAGAAAAAAUACUAGGAAUCCGAAUAUCUCAUUGUUUUUAAAUUUAUGCUCCUAAUAAUUUGAUAGCCUGGGACGAAAGAAGAAAUUAAUAUUUGCUCUGACCUGACACAAAAUAUUAACACAGCUGAUUGAGAUGAAACGCUUGAAAGUCUCGUAAAUAAAAUAACAAUAAUAUUCAUGUA
Messenger RNA from Armigeres subalbatus, 4708 nucleotides. RefSeq names its product dynactin subunit 1 (gene DCTN1-p150). The transcript has 10 exons. Gene Ontology annotation, molecular function: microtubule plus-end binding. Lineage: Eukaryota; Metazoa; Arthropoda; Insecta; Diptera; Culicidae. Gene Ontology annotation, cellular component: kinetochore; spindle pole; cytoplasm. The record is from RefSeq and is a predicted model, not a curated record. Gene Ontology annotation, biological process: cytoplasmic microtubule organization; nuclear migration; establishment of mitotic spindle orientation. Bases 230 to 4060 code for a protein of 1276 amino acids.